AAGUAGUGACCAGUGAAAAGAUGGUGCUUUGAUGGUUGAGACAUUCGUUCCGUGGUCGUUCCUAGCCGACAAACCGUGGUUGCCAGCCAUAUUGUUUUACCGCAGUGUUUGUUUUGGUGCAGCCUAGUCAGAAUACGAAGAAAUCCGAGGAGAUCGACACGAAGGAAGAGAGAAGAACUAGAGUGCAGUUAAAGAAACUACUCAGACAGUGCGCGUAUACGGUGGUUUUGCUGUAUUUUUCGGCAUAAUCAUCGUAGCUCACGGGCUAAGCCCAUAAUCUGAGUGUCAGUUGUGAACGGGACGGUAAAGGAGAGAAAUGGCCUGCGCCACUCUAAAGAGAUCUUUGGAGUUCGACCCGGUGCAUAGUCAUGGUCGUCCUAGUAAACGACGAAGAUGUGUUCCAAUGUGUGUUUCCCCCGGUACAUCGACGCAAGCUAAUUCCAGGCCACAGAAUCCUUCGCCUUUCGGCGAAGUAACCCAUAAACUGACGCCUGAAAAGAUGGCUGCCAAUAUAAGAGAAGAGAUUCGGAGACUGCAUCGACGCAAACAAUUACAUUUUAGUCCUCAAAACAAUGGUGGUGAUUCUUCAGACAUGGAAGGUCCUGCCAGUCCUUCAAGCCCAUCUGUAUGUGUCUCAAAUUCAAGUAGUUAUAGCCCUAGUGCAAAGGAAAAACCUUUAUUUACAUUCAGACAGGUUGGCUUGAUUUGUGAACGAAUGCUUAAAGAGCAAGAAACACAGAUUCGGGAAGAAUAUGAUCAGAUUUUAAAUAUGAAGCUCUCUGAGCAAUAUGAUGCUUUUGUCAAAUUUACCUAUGAUCAGAUACAAAAGAGAUUUGAAUCUGCAGCUGCGCCAAGUUGUAAGUGAUUUAAAUUAAUCUUUCAGUUUGUGGAAGUAUUCUUCUUAUAA
Molecule: messenger RNA, 907 nt
Organism: Habropoda laboriosa
Lineage: Eukaryota; Metazoa; Arthropoda; Insecta; Hymenoptera; Apidae
Gene: akirin
Product: akirin-2-like
Exons: 3
Biological process (GO): positive regulation of transcription by RNA polymerase II; positive regulation of innate immune response
Cellular component (GO): nucleus; chromatin
Molecular function (GO): transcription coregulator activity
Source: RefSeq, a predicted model, not a curated record